GACAGUCUAAAGCAGUAGAGUGAGAGAGAGACUUGCCGGCAGCAAAAAAAAAAAAUCUGAAAAAUGGCUGAAAGCCCGACAUCUGCUAAGUCCCGUUCUCCAGCUGGUGGAGCAAAGAAGCCUAAAGAUAAAGGAUCACCAAAACCUAAAGGAUCACCAAAAGGUUCAGCCAAAGGAAAACAAAAACUUUCUGCUAAAAAAGAUGAGGAACUUGACCUGUCUAUGGCAAGCAUGGGCCACCCAGAAAUCUUUCCUCUGGUUCUUACUGAAAGUACUCAGGAAAUAUUUAACUGUCGUGCUGAUAUAGAUGUCACAGCUGAUAACCCUUACAAACUUGUAAAAAAAGAGGAUAUAAUUCAGGAUAUGAAAACAAGAGCUGCUAUUUCUGACUUUCACCCAAUCAAAAAAAUAAUCCAAGAUUACCCUGGAGAAGAACUUCUGAUAGUCUUUGACAGAGAAUUAAAAUAUGGACAGAUAUUUUAUCUUAUUGCUACUGAAGAGGCCAAGGAAAGCAUUUUAAAUCCUCCAGAGCCAGAGGAAGAGGAAGGUGAACUUAAAGAAGGAAACCAAGAGGAUUAUGUUUAUAAGCCUCCUGUGCACAAACCUUGGGUCUCUCUUGGAAGUGAAAAGGAAAUUGAAGAAGAGUCUGUCAAGGAAUUACCAGCAAAGAUUAAAUAUAUGAUUUCUCGACCACACAAAGAGUUUGGGGUUCGGAUUAAAUUCUUCAACAGAAAUGCUUCAUCUGAUAAAUUUGGAUAUGUGGAAUGUACAGCUUACCAAGAUAAAAACUUCACCAUUCGGCAACUUGAGAGAGAUAAUGGUAUUCAGAAUGUUCCACAAGAAAAAGAGACAGGUACUCAGACAAAAUGGACCUAUCCAAAAAAUGCAGCAACACAAUAUUAUCCUAGAGAAUUUUCAGAAGAAAAAAGAAAUAAGUAUUUGUCAUCAGAAGAUCUGAAAAACUUUAUCCUCUCCAUGGCUUUAAGAGUUGAAAUAGCAUUGCAACAAAAUGAAAUAAUGGAUGCCUUUUUUGAUGACUGGAAAGCCCUUGCCGAAGAUGAAGGGGCCUUUGCGGGCAAGUCUGAUGUUUUUCUUAAGGAAUACCAAUCAUUUACAGACCUACUUUAUCUCAAGGACAGAACUGUUAGCUGCAUUUGCUGGCACCCAACCAUUUAUGGGAUCAUUGCAGUGUCAGUAACUGAGAGACUUUCUUAUGAGGACAGAAUACAACAGUCUGGGAAAUUACUCUUGUGGAAAGCACCAAUUCUUUUUUGGAGUUUUGCAGACCCGAUCCACCCUCAGCUAAUGUUGGAGUGCCCUGAAGACAUCUAUUCCUUUCAGUUCUCACCAAGUGACCCCAACAUCAUCGCAGGAGGCUGUAUGAAUGGACAGGUUGUACUAUGGGACAUUUCACAGUAUGAAGACAGGUUAAAGAAUGCAAAGACAGGCGGAGGAGGCAAGAGAACUACAGUCAAUAUGCCAUCCUUCAUGGUGGAGCAACAACUUGCUAAAGAGCCACACUUGGUGAGAUACUGUGCAGUUUCUUCCAUAGAGUACGGCCACAAAUCAGUCAUUACGGAUAUUCAGUGGCUGCCAGACAAUUUCGAGGUCAACAGGAUGGGCACUGUGUUUGAGAACAGAGCUGGAAUUUGUGUACAACUCAUCACUUGCUCUACUGACUGUUCAGUAUUCUUUUGGGAUCUCCGAUCUCAAAAACCAGGCCUCCAACCUUCAGAGGAGAAGAAGAAAGAGGAGAAGAUAAUUACAUGUCCAUCUGAUGUGCCAACUACUUUCAAGCACUUAGAUCUCUCCUGGAGACCUCACAUUAAGUUAAGUCUGCCCAAGUCAGAUACCGGUGGCGAAUACAGCCCAGUGAAAAUCAGCAUGAGGGAAGAGCACCAUCAUACCAAAAUGCAAGACAAGACACAACUCCAAGUCAAACAAGAGGCAUCGAUAGAAAAACUACCAUAUAGCGAGGUAACGACCCUAUCAGUGAAACCACCUAAACUGCUAGAAAAUAUCCCUACCAACUUUUUCGUUGGAACCGAAGAUGGUGAAGUCCUUUAUACAGACUGGAAGAUGGAAAGAGAUGGUGACUCAGGAAGACUACUUAGCCAGAAGCCAUCCAACAUAUAUAACAUCCAUGAUGGACUUGUCCAUACUGUGCAGAGGUCUCCAUUUUUCAAAGACAUCAUUCUCACUGUUGGAGGAUGGAAUUUUGCAAUAUGGAAAGAAGGUGUUACGAGCGGACCACUCCUUCAGUCAAGUUGUGCAGCUAAGAGAUAUACAGUUGGACACUGGUCUUUAUCCAGAGCAGGUGUUUUCUUCAUUGGUCGAGAAGAUGGAAAUAUUGACAUUUGGGACCUAUUGGAAAAAACUCAUGAACCAUCUCAGACCCAAAAUGUCUGUAUUGCACUGAUUACCUGCAUCGAGCCCUGGAUCUAUUCUUCAAAGCAACACUUCCUGGCAGUAUCUGAUGAUUUUGGUACACUGCAUAUUUUAGAAAUUUCAUGGACAUUAAGUCACCCUUCCAUUAAUGAGCGUUCCAGUGUUCUUCAUUAUUUUGAACGAGAAGUCAAACAUCUUGAGUAUUUUGACCAGCGACAAGAAUUCAGAGCCCAAGAAAGAGUGGAAUUGGAAAAAGAAUCCUUGAAGAAAGUGCAGACAACGGUUGCGGGCCAGCGAUCCAGGGAACUAAUGGAUGAACAGACAAAGCAGGAUUACUUGGAGUUUUUGGAUAUAGAGAAGAACAUUCUGAAGGGACUUGGACUACUGAAGGGAUUGGAUAGAUUUAGCCCCUGAAAACCCUACUAGUUUUGUGGCCAAUCGCCUUUAUUUUAUUCAGUACAGUAUGUGAAAUAUUUUAUGAGCAAUAUAUUUACAGUGACUCUCCCCAUAAUCAACAACACUGCUUUUCUUAAUGUUGCUGAUCAUGAGGAGGGAGAGUGCAUGGGCACUUCCUCCACAUGUUCACUUCAUGCAGAUGACUCAGCAAUUGCACAGAGGCAGGGGUGGGGCCAGUGUGCUCAGGCCCAUUCGCCCUCCCUGUAUGGCCAGUCAGUGCACAGGCAGGUCAUCUAUACAGAGCUAGACACAGCUCAAAAAUAUUUAUCAAGCUACUAUUUUUGAUUUCUGAAAUAACUUAUUUUUACUUUCCAUGUAUGAAACUAUAGUGGAAGAAGCAGCACUCAGUAAUACCUCAGAGAAAGUCAGUGCAAGCAGUCACAUGGAGGCUGCUGCUAUGGGCAACAAAGAGCCAUUAAUCACCAACAACAUGCCAUGUGGAGAGGCUUCCCAUCUCUGUAUCCAUGGAACUUGGAGGUUUCACCAAAUGACAAAGCACCAUAAAUUGUUCAUUGUGCAUCAGCAGCUGUCAUACUUAGCUAUUUAAAGAAGUCUGCAGAUGAUGGUCCUUCAUAUAUAUAUGAGCUUACGCACAAAGACCAUCUUAGUGCAUAGGUAUGAGAGAGCAAGCCAGAGUUUAAGUUGUCAGAAACCCCUAUUCCCUUUUCCAAAUCAACUUUUUUGUCAGAUGCCACAAAGAACUUCCACAUCUGUGCUUGAUUACCUGAUCUGGCACUCGUUUAUUAUAAAUAUCUAUAAUCCAACAUCUGCAAAGUGUGGAAAAGUGAGAGUCUGUCACUCAGUACACCAAACUUGGACACAGGCUACAUCAAAAUGGAAAAUUUCUUCUAUAGCCAAGUGUCUCGCUGCCAGCUGAGACAAAUUUAUAAAGGGGAGGGGAGGGAGAAAAUUUUAAGAUCAGCUCAACUGUUAUGGUUGCUCCACUUUAAUCUGCAGCUGUCAAAGGUCUUGGAAAACACCUAAUACUGGUAAAUCUGAGCAGAGUUCAGAGUAUACAAUUUUUAAAUCAACAAUUUGAUCUAUCCUAUCAACUGUCAAUUUGCUCAGUAUAUAAAGAGGUAAAGAAUGCAGCAGAACUAUUCUGACCAGGGGAACUUUUUCUGUGUGAGAGGAGCAUAUUGUAAGUUUUAAUUCCCAGACUUGAAGAUGCCUUAUUCAUAUAGGUGUAUAUCUCUGUACAUACAUUCACAUGUGUAUUUUACCCUCUCGCUUACUCGCUGGCAUUUCUGUUCUUUCCAUCAGCACCUGGACAAAAAUAUGUGCAUUUCCAUCAAUACCUUUUUUGGUUUGUUCCUGGCAACUCCACAAAGGCUAAUUCUACAGGAAAUGACAGGAAGAUGGCCCUCCUCUUGGUUUUUCCAGUAGCUUUUCAUAUUAUUCAAGAAGAACUUUGAAAGAAGCCUGUCCAGUCUUCCUUUACAAAUCCUAUAUUCAGCUGACAUAGCCCACGAAGUUAAGUUUGGGACCAGAUCAGUUGCAGCUGUUAGACAGGGCCAGAUGUAAAGAAAGCCCAAUUUAAACCACAGGUCUGAUCUUUUCCAGGUAUACACUGGAUGAUGAGGGAAAACGGAAAUCUAAAGAGGCAUUACUUGGGUUUCAGUUAUAAAAUAUGACAAUUUUUAGGAAAAGAUUGCAGAGAACCAAGUUUUGCAAGAAAUGUAGAAAGAAAAUGAAUUCCACUCAGAACACCAUUUCCACAGUGACAUGUAGAGCUAAAUCUUUGAAAACAUUAAUAGUGCAAUCCUAAGAAGAGUUGCUCUCUUCUAAACCCUUUGAUUUCAGUAGACCCUGCUUAGAAUUACACAGUAGUGCAGCUUGCCUGAUUUUCUCUACCAACUAAGGUGCUGUGAAUUAUCAGUGUAUGCUGUUAUGAAUAAUUGCUAUGAAUUACAGUCAUUUUUUUCAGUUAUAGGUACAUGAACUGUGUUAUUCCCCUAAAGGAAAGGAAAUUUAAUUAAAAAGAGUGAUAGUUUUCCUUUGGCAAAGUGG
Molecule: messenger RNA, 4854 nt
Organism: Eublepharis macularius
Lineage: Eukaryota; Metazoa; Chordata; Lepidosauria; Squamata; Eublepharidae
Gene: DNAI3
Product: dynein axonemal intermediate chain 3
Exons: 23
Coding region: 64-2802 (912 amino acids)
Biological process (GO): cilium movement involved in cell motility; inner dynein arm assembly
Cellular component (GO): inner dynein arm
Molecular function (GO): dynein light chain binding; dynein heavy chain binding
Source: RefSeq, a predicted model, not a curated record